Molecule: messenger RNA, 6001 nt
Organism: Apis laboriosa (Himalayan honeybee)
Lineage: Eukaryota; Metazoa; Arthropoda; Insecta; Hymenoptera; Apidae
Exons: 10
Coding region: 194-5881 (1895 amino acids)
Source: RefSeq, a predicted model, not a curated record
AAGCAGAGUGGGAUUUGGCGCGAGCGAGGAGAGAGGGAUGGCGGAACUGUCAGUGCUACAUCGGUUCUCUUCACGUAAGGACGAGCCACAGGGAUCACCUGCGAAUCGCCUCUCGUCGGGACACCAACUUCCUCAGCCAGAAAAAACGGAUCACCCGUCGAGUGGUCGCAGAACGAUCGUCGCUUAAACUAUCAUGGCUGCACCACAGGCCUCAUCGCGAUUAGAAUUGUUGCAGGCCCGCUUCCAACAGAAGCAACUGCAGGAGAAGGAGCAGAAGUUGCUGCAGCUUUACGACCAGCAACAGCAACGAGCUUAUCAGGUGGUGCAACGAGGCAACGCAAGUUCGAAUCAUGCCACGAGCACCAUCAGCCAGCACACCGUCACAAAGACCUCGAGCAGCAGCCAUGCAACCUCGACCUCGCAAGGUGGAAAGGUGAGGCAGAUGUUCGACGAAAGACGACAAACGACCGUGAAGGGGAUCGACAGAAGUUAUCCAUUGGAGCCGUUGGAGAACAAACCGCGGAAACAGACUAACGGAAACGGUGUGCAGAAGAACGGAAAUUUGACGGUGAGCCGGCAAUCCGUGACUGUGAAGCGGGUUGCAAGGGCUGACGUGAACAGCAAUUUGAACGGUGGCAAACCGGUCGUCUCGUAUCACGAGGAAAUCGCUCGAGAAUCGUUCGGCCCCUCUGCACGCCAACAGGACGAUGAUGAGUUUGGGAUCGAGAACCACGUCGCGCAAUAUUCGAAUGGCAACCACAGGGACGAGACGCACAUCGAGGAAGUUGUGGACCAAGAUACGAUAGAAAGGAAUCGUAUGAUGGCGAAACUUCAUCUGAUGGAAUACGACGAGACCCUGAAGCAUCGUGUUAAAAACGAUCUCGAGAGCGAAGAAUUCCCGGAGGAUUUCAUGGUGGAUGUUCCUGACAAGCUUCCAAAACAAAGUGUUACCAAGAAGUUAUCUCAAGCGGAGGCAAGGUUGAAACGUUUUAAAAACGCCAACGCGAAACGUGGUAACAACGUUACGAAGAGCCAAACUAUCGCCCUGAAGAAACGAACUGACCCAAUAUUUCCAGCAAAAUUUAGCCCCAGAGAGUGUCGAGUGGUCAAGGAUGGAACAAGAAAGGUUUCGGAUGGAAGAUCGAACGAGGGAAGGAAAAGUGUUGGAAUGGUCGUCGAGGCUGUGAUCUCUGAGACGGUGUCCUCGAAUUCUGAGAUGAAUACGAGGCGAGGGGACGACCGUCCACGAUUCUCUCGCGAGGAAUCUGAAAAGUCUGCUAUAAAUUGCGCGAUAGAUUCGAAUACUGGAACGAAAGCGUUGAAAGAGAAAAAUUCGAAACUCUUCCGCGAGGAAUCCGAAAUGUCUGCUACCGCGUACGCAAUCGAUCCAAAGAUUUUGAGAAAAUUAUCUUCCGAGUCUUUUAAGAAUCCAGAGAUACGGAGAGGUCCAAAGUUGUUCGAUAAAGAAUUCGAAAAAUCCGUGGUAGCCCACUCGAAAACCGUGAGAAAAUUAUCGCCUGAAUUGUCGAAAGGCGGAAUAAAAAGCGGGCAAAGCCCCAAAUUCUUUCGCAAGGAAUCCGAAAACUCUUCCACUGCUUGUGCGAUUCUCGAUUCGAAAACUGCAAGAAAAUUAUCUUCACAAUGUUCUACAGAUGAGGCGCGAGGAAACGAAAAAUCUCUGACGAGAUUCAAAGAGUUCGAAAGAUUUGCAAAUUCUUCGAAAACUGUGAGCAGAGUAAGAAGCGAAACUCCUAAAUCCAUCUGCUGCGACGAAUCCGAGAAAUUAACCACCGAUUACGCGAUUGAUUCGACAACUGCUGAAAAAUUCUCCUCCGAUUUUUCGAAUGAAUCGCUGCGCGGCGACGCGACUCCUAAAUUCUAUUGCGAAGAAAAUGAAAAAUCGGCCACCACUUACGCAACAAACUCGAAAAAUCGUUCGUCUGAUUCGCCCGAUUAUAUGAGAAACACGGAAAGUUACGCGUUGAAAAUAGAACCGAGAUAUAGAAAGGGCGUAAUUGACGAUACGACGAAGAAAUCAAGGGAUGCAGAUGGACAAGUGAAACGAAAUGCAAUCAGAAAAUCCUCCUCGCCAGAAUGUUUGAAAUCUAUCAAAGCUGAAUCAUCCAAUGUUUCCAAACGUUUAACGAGAGAAAAAAGUGGUGGCUCGAGUCCUCAAUUGUUCGAUCGUGAAAGAAGAAAAUCGGCUACCAUAGGCUUCGACCAAAAACACGCUCGUAAAUCUCUAAACCUGAGCGAGAUGGAUACGAAAAAACGUAGUGAAAAUCAUAUAAGGAAAUCACCAGAUUUUACAAGAAAGAGAUCUAACACCAGUCCACAAUUUUUCAGUUCCGAUUCCGACAGAUCUGCCACGAUCAUGAUAGUGACGCCAGAAACGAUUGCAAAACCGAAAAUGGAGACCGCAGAUCACUCUAAAAGAGAGGAACGAAGUUCUGAGAAGACUGCAUUAAGACAAUCGUUAAAUAGGAACGAAACAAAUUCGAAACAUUUCGCAUCGCGAUUUUUCUCCGAGCAGUGCGAGAAAACGUUAAGAAACGAGGAGGAAAUUGACGAGAAGAAGCAUCAUUCUCGCGGCUCCUCUUCUCCAUUGUCAUCGAAAGGCACGCCCGAUCUGAAACCGCGAUUCUAUCACGAGAAAACUACGAAAACCGAUAGAAAGAGUAUCUAUGGAUCCAGCAGUCGUGACUCUUCGCCAAGAUCCCAAAGAGUGACGAACAGUAGAGAGGAAACACCGGAAUUCUUUCGUUACGAAUCGGGAAAAUCGGCUACAACCGUGAAUCUCGGAUCCUCUAAACAUACGGUGGACGUACGAUCGAAGGGUCGAAAAUCGAUUGAACAGCGAGCGAAACGAGAAACUGGGACGAAAUCAAAAACAUCGACCAACGAUCCGAAGAAUAGAUCAACGAAGAUCAGCCCCACUUCCAGGAAUACGCUCGAUCGUAGAUCGUCUGACCAUACGCUGCGCUCGACGAAACUGAUUCGUGACACGAUGAGGGGUCAGAGUCAAGUCGAUUACGUUUCGAUAAAGCGAGCGAAAGGAUCAAUCGCGGAUGGAAUAUCGAAACGGGACGAGGCAGGGAUCGAGGGGAGUGGAAAAGUUGACGAAAGAGCCGGGACCCCGGUCUCUCGCGAAAUUCCAUCUAUGGAAUCGAGUCCAAAAAGUUGCACAUCCGUGGAGGUGGACGUGGAGAUACAAGAAAUCACGAUGCCCGAUCAAUACGUGAAGCAGCCUCGAGACACUUGCUCGAAAUCCGGUAACAAAACAUUGGCGGAUAGCGAGAAAUCGAGGAUCGGGAAACUGUUCACGUAUUCCGUGCGGAAGCCGGUGAAACAGAGAAGAUCCUUGUUCGAGUCGAACGUCUUCGAGGAAAAAUCGAAUAAGGAGAAACGGAUUAGCCAGAGAGAUUUAGCAACAUCGAACAAGCUUUCAUCUAAGAAGAAGAUCGUCUCCGAUGCCUCGAAACGUGGAGGAAAGGAGAAUAGAAGGAUAUUAGAGGGAAGAAAUAUUUUCAAGCCAAGAGAAGAAACACCGAGUCCAAUUCAAAAGGGGAGAACGAACACGGAAAAAUAUAACGGGUGGGGCAAUAGUCCUUCGCCCACCAACGAAUCGAUCGCUCGUAACACGAAACGAAAAGUGGUACGAGCAACUGAUCGAAAGAACGAAGCUAAAACAUCGACAGAUUCGUCGCGGACAAGAUGCAGACAAGACGAAAUUUUGAAAUCGAUGGAGCUGGUUCGCCGAGUUAUGAGAGGGUCGAGUUUCCUCGUUGAAACCGUGGUUAAAGAGGAACAAAUUGAUAUCACGGCCCGCGACUCGACCUCGUCAAGGAUCAAGGAAUCAGAGUACAGCGCGAAGAAUGCAUCGUCCGCUAUGAAUUACGGGAGAACCGACUCGGUGGAAUCGGCUCUGAGACGUUUCGAUUCGAUCGGCACGGAGACCGGCUCGAUUCGAAGCGUGUUGGAGGAAUCGACAACGAUGAGAAGACAAACGGAAUCGGAUGAAACGUACGAGUCAAACACGAUUUCCCUGAAAGCGCUCGAUCGAUCGAAUUUAAAUCUCUCGAAGAGCCCCGUCGAAUCGUUCGGAUCUUCCUCGAGGAAAAUUUCGACCGCCUCGAGAGACACUCUCGAAUCUCGAGAGAGAGGCACGGAAGGGGAGGAUUUGGUUCAGGAGAAUGCGAAAAAAUUGUCGAAAGCGAGGAUAGACUCGGUGGACGUAAGGCCGAGAUCAAGCGCCACGUGCAAGCGGAAACUUUUCCACGACGCCGAUUCCGGCGAGGAGACCGGGAGCACGAGAUCGAAGUGCAGCCUCGACUCGGUGAGAACCGUGGAAUGCUUGUCGGCGAGGUCGAAUAAGAAGAAAACGCGGGAACAUUCGGUGAAGAUCGCGCCGAUACGCCUCGAAUUCGACUCUAGCGACGAGACGUCGAGGGGAGCGACGACAGACAAAGGAGAAACGGGUGAAGCGUCAACAGGUGCGGAUCGUUCACUGUCUGUGAAGCGGUUGAGAUCGAUCGAGGAUAUACGUAAGUCGAUCGAGGGCGAAAGUGAGUCGGUGAUCGAGUCGGGCAACGAGUCGGGCCGAUCGGGGCGAGGGACGGGGCGAUCGGAGGCCCGUCGAAUAAAUAUCGAUGAUCGUGCUGGAAAUAGAGAAGGGAUGUUUUUGCCCGGGCGGUCGGGGAGCGUUGCCGCGAGGAACAAGGGUAUGGGGGAUACGAGCCGUUCGGCUGUAAAGUGUGCGAUGCGUUUCCCCAGGGUCGUGAAAAGUCCGAGCCCGGAAACGAUGAAGACGGCGGAAACGAGCAACCGUGCUAGGAGAAACGUACCACCGUCGCCGUCCAAGAGUCCGGAUACGAUGCCAAGGCGUGCGUCCACCGAGUUGAAAGCUCAAGACACAAAAUCGUCGAAACGGGGAACACCUAUGAAAGGCGCGGAGCCAAUUGGAAACAGGAAGACGAUGACAACGACGACGUCGACGACAUCGACGGCGAGCACGAGAAAAUCGACGGAUGUCGUCGAUGGCGCUAUUCUCGAGAAUGGUCUGCAUUUACGAGACCAAACUGCCGAAACGAAAUAUGAUAACGACUCACCCACGAUGAAGAAAAGCGACGCUUUUGUCAUCGACUUCGACGAGCAACCGCCGAAGGAAAACGAUGCGCCACUUCCGCGGAAAUCGUUUUUACGAAAACAAUCCACCGAAAAACAGAUUACACCCACGCAAUCACUUCGAACUCCUUUGUCAAUUUCGUCCACCUCUAGUGGCAUUUCCACGCAGAAUCAGACUUCCGUUUAUAGAAGCAAAAUGGCUUCGAGAGCAAAGACGCCAAUUUCCUCUACAACGUACAAAGGGUCGGCAUCUAACAAAAACGGAGGAGCAGCAGGAGGAGUAGUAACGACCGAAACUUUGGUGCCUUGUAAAGCGUGUGGUCGUCGAUUCGCCCCAGACCGAGUUGCUCUUCAUGAGCAAAUCUGCAUAAAAACAGGCCAAAAGAAGAGGAAGCAAUUCGAUACGAUGAUGUAUCGAGUAAAGGGUACUGAUAUUGAGCCAUUUGUUAAGAAAGGGCUCGUUAAAAAACAGAUGGAGAAAUCGAAGAAACCUGAAGUAAAGUCGAAUUGGCGGCGUAAACACGAGGAUUUCAUUAACGCCAUACGUUCGGCUAAGCAAGUGCAAGCACAUCUGGCCGCAGGAGGCAAGCUCAGCGAUUUGCCACCGCCGCCAGUUAGCGAUAACUACGAUUACAUUCAGUGUCCCCAUUGCGGAAGAAAAUUCAAUAAAGCCGCCGCCGACCGUCACAUUCCCAAAUGCGAGCACAUGUUGCACAAUAAGCCGAUACAUUCGCGAGCACCGAAACCGAAACGUUAAUUUCUCUCAGACAAAUUAAACGCUUUUUUUACAUCGAACUAGAACAAGAUAGAUUGCCUUUGUAUAUUAAAGAAAAAAGAUUGAAAUAAAGAUUUACGAAAAAAAAAAAAAAAAAAAAAA